AUGGCGCCCAAAGUGCCACCGAUCAGCCCCGAGCACUUCCCAGGAGGAUCCGAAGUACAGGCAUCGCCGCGAAUCAACGAGCAAACGACUCCAAGGGCCUUGUUUGAGAUGGUCAAGGACGACCAGAAAUGGGCAGUACUUUUGGAUGAUACAACUGCAGGCUUCAAGGGUGGUGACAUCAUUGACUAUCGUUAUCAGCAAUACCUUCAAGAGGUCGUUCCCAUCAUGCUGAAUCACAAUGUUAGCUUCAAGACAGCGGUCGACAUGCUAGCAAGCCGGCUUGGCAAGGCACAAGGAUCCGAGCCGAAAGGAAGCCCGAAGAGGAUUCGCAAGGAGGUGAUGAAAGAUCAAAGCAGAGACCCCAUGCCAAAGCUGCAAGAGGCAAUCGACGAGAAAGAUGAAUCCAUGAUCGGUUAUGAGCCGAAGGCCUUGGACGUGGACAUGCAGCAGAAGUCCUUGAACCGACCUCGCGAUUUCACCAAGGCGACGGGGCGCGCUUCUUCGGAACCCAUCACUCCCAACCGAACAGAGGAGCAAGCACUGUGUCGCCAACAGGGUGCAGCGGCCCCGGUUCGGCCUGAGCCGGUGGCGGAGCGUGUGGUGUAUGUGGAGACACGGCCGCAGGUGACCAACAAGGCGGUAGCCAUCCAGACUGAGGAGGCCCCUCCUGGGCUGCUGCAACCACUGUUGGCACGGCCUGUCCCAAAACCGAAAGCCCGCAACUCGCGAGCCAAGCCAAAGGAGCAGCCAAAGGAAGUGCCAAUACAGUACCAAGACUGUAGCUGCGGGAGGAUCUGUUUCAGUGCAGGUUUGAAGUUUUUGCUGGCCUGCGUGCUGUUCGUGGGCUUGUCAGUCCUCGCGCACGAUUCGAGCAAGGUUCUCGCCUUUUUUGGUGGCACUGUGACAACAAGUCCAGAGCAGCCCAAUCUGCGAAAGAAACCAGCAGCUGCACCUGCACCAGUGGCCAAGCACAAGCAGACGCAGAAAGAGCCGAAGCGAGAGGAGCCAAGCAGUGCUCAUCAAGAUCACAAAGGAUCUGAGCGACAUGCGCCACAAAAGAAAGAACCCGCACACAAGAGUGAGCUUCAGCUUGCCAAAGACAGGCUUGACCACGAGUUGAAGAUACUGGAGCGCUUGGAAGAGGAAAAGUUUGUCCAAUAUCGGCAUCAAUAUCCAAACAAGUGUUCACGCGUGUUCAAUGCCGAGCUGAACGAGUUCUUGGCACGCACCUUGGGAGAAGACGGCUAUGCCGGUGUGGAAGUGCGUGUGACCCCCAUCCGCACGGAGAUCAUCAUCCGCGCCACCAGGACCCGCGAGGUGCUGGGCGAGAAGGGUCGGCGCAUUCGCGAGCUGACGGCCCUGGUGCAGAAGCGCUUUGGUUUUCCAGAGAACAGCGUCGAGCUCUUUGCCGAGCGCGUCGAGAAUCGCGCCAGCUGCGCAAUGGUCAACCGAUCGGCAAGACUUGGGUCUAGCUCAGGCUCCUGGUCCCCGUUGAGCGGAAUAGUUGGGAAUUGGAUGGGCUCAACCCACUCAUGUUCUGCCGUAUGUCAUUGUCAGUGUCUCAACGGAGCCGUCAUCGACUCAGCGAGCUCCAAAGUGGGGACAUUCAUCAUGGAGAACGGCGCCAAGGGAGUAGAGGUCAUCAUCAGCGGCAAGUUGCGCGCCCAGCGAGCCAAGGCCAUGAAGUUUAGACAAGGCUACCUGAUCUCCACGGGAGAGCCCAAGAGACACUACAUCUCAGAGGCAGUUCGGCACGUGCAGAUGCGUCAGGGUACCAUCGGCAUUAAGGUGAAGAUCAUGAUGUCGCACGAUCCUGAAGGCAAGAUGGGACCAAAGAUGCAAUUGCCCGACAACGUCGUUGUGCAUGAGCCAAAGGAAGAGGUUGUGCCAAUGAUGCCACCUCCAGAGCAGGAGGAGCAGCAGUAUAGCUACAACCAGGGCCAGGGCUACGACAACAAUCAGGGCUAUAAUCAAGGCUACAACCAGGGCUAUAACCAGGGCUACAACCAGCAGGAAGGCGUGUUCAACGCCGAGCUGAACGAGUUCUUGGCACGCACCUUGGGAGAAGACGGCUAUGCCGGUGUGGAAGUGCGUGUGACCCCCAUCCGCACGGAGAUCAUCAUCCGCGCCACCAGGACUCGAGAGGUCCUUGGUGAAAAGGGGCGUCGGAUUCGUGAGCUCACUGCCCUGGUGCAGAAGCGCUUCGGCUUUCCCGAGAACAGCGUGGAGCUUUUCGCAGAACGAGUCGAGAACCGUGCCAGCUGUGCCAUGGCUCAGUGUGAGUCUUUGCGCUUCAAGCUGAUUGGUGGCCUUGCAGUGCGCCGUGCCUGCUACGGAGUGCUGAGAUUCAUCAUGGAGAACGGCGCCAAGGGAGUAGAGGUCAUCAUCAGCGGCAAGUUGCGCGCCCAGCGAGCCAAGGCCAUGAAGUUUAGACAAGGCUACCUGAUCUCCACGGGAGAGCCCAAGAGACACUACAUCUCAGAGGCAGUUCGGCACGUGCAGAUGCGUCAGGGUACCAUCGGCAUUAAGGUGAAGAUCAUGAUGUCGCACGAUCCUGAAGGCAAGAUGGGACCAAAGAUGCAAUUGCCCGACAACGUCGUUGUGCAUGAGCCAAAGGAAGAGGUUGUGCCAAUGAUGCCACCUCCAGAGCAGGAGGAGCAGCAGUAUAGCUACAACCAGGGCCAGGGCUACGACAACAAUCAGGGCUAUAAUCAAGGCUACAACCAGGGCUACAACCAGGGCUACAACCAGCAAGAAGGUAAUCAUGCCCGCGCCGCCGCGGAUGUUCACCUGCGGCAAGCUGCUUUGGAUGCAGAAGUUCAAGCAAAGGUGGCACAGCAGGAGCUGAAAGAGGACAGUGAAAUCCAGCUGCAGAAGCGCAAGGUGAAGGAUGCGCAAGCUCAUGUAGAUCAACUGGAAAGCGAACAGCGGGACCACAACUGA
Molecule: messenger RNA, 2943 nt
Organism: Durusdinium trenchii
Lineage: Eukaryota; Dinophyceae; Suessiales; Symbiodiniaceae
Source: the annotation of a GenBank genome assembly